AUGGUACCGAGACCAAGUAAAAAUGUGAUAGUUAAGGGAUUGAAGAAAUCACUGUGUGAGAAGAGCGUCCAAUUGGUCGUCCGUGAUGUUCGCAAAGAAAACAAGAAGCAGCUAGUGACGGGGAGGCUAAUUGAAUGUGCACGCAGAGGUGAUGAUUUGAAAGAAGUUGCAAAACAUCUCGGCAUCAAGAUCAAAAUAUGUCGUGCUAUUGCAGCCGCGGAUCGGGAAGGAACACUAAAGCCUGGGUCUUAUAAGACUAAAUUAAACGACGAGGCCACAAAACAUUUAUGUGAUGUUGUCGAUGAGAACCCUACAGCCACGUUGAGGAAGUUAAAGGAACGCAUGGAGACGGACUUCCCGGGUACACUUAUCAGCAAGAAUUCCAUUGGUCGAUUGCUGGAUGGACAUCACUAUUCAAUUAAGAAGCUGACCAUCCAGCCCAUCGAACGGAACACGGAAUCUGUCAAAGUGAAACGAGUGGAAUAUGCCGAUUGGUUAUAG
Molecule: messenger RNA, 501 nt
Organism: Echinostoma caproni
Lineage: Eukaryota; Metazoa; Platyhelminthes; Trematoda; Plagiorchiida; Echinostomatidae
Source: the annotation of a GenBank genome assembly